Messenger RNA from Opisthorchis viverrini, 2049 nucleotides. RefSeq lists its product as hypothetical. The transcript is spliced from 8 exons. Bases 1 to 2049 code for a protein of 682 amino acids. The record is from RefSeq and is a predicted model, not a curated record. NCBI's taxonomy places the organism in Eukaryota, Metazoa, Platyhelminthes, Trematoda, Opisthorchiida, Opisthorchiidae.
AUGCUUGCCUCGCAUAUUGAAUGUAUUGCUGUCAAAGGCUGUCAAAUCAAUCUCCCCGGAUCAGGACAAAUAUCAUGUGCAAAGUUUUGCCACUUUAUAGUGGACGGAGUAUCACCAUCAUUGUUGAAAGCAGCAUCAUAUGAGAACACUGGUCGAAAGAAGGUCUUUGCUGCGAAGUUAUUUACCAGAAUAUGCCAACUUAACAAUUACAGACUAUUGGACGGGGAAGCAAAACACUCAUAUGCAUCUUGUUUACAAAAACUAAAUACCCAUCUUCUCAUGGAACGCAUCUUCUUGAACUUUCCUGGAUAUUCAAUGACUGUUACUCAAAUCCAAGCAAAUGCUACAAAGCGACUUCACAAAUUCCGCAAUAGAUACCAUUUUUCAAGUGACGCGAAGCGGAUUUACAAGGAAACAUACUACUCGCAGACCUUCCUAGGCAGUAGUAUCACCGUUACACUGGUAGUGCACUGCCGUUCAAUCAUGAGAAGAGUGCCCCGAAAACCGUUCCUUUUUACGGUAAGAGAUCAAGUAGGUACGGAAGAGCUGUUUUUGAACAGCUGUGUGUUAUGCAAAGACCUGCCAAAAUGGCUGACUGACGGGCUCAAUCAUGGUGGAACUGUUCAAUUGACUAAAAUGAGUCCAAGUCAUUCUAUGAUCUCAUUUGCCGUGUUAGGCACCUCAUUGACUUUGACAAUUGUCGCUUUGGCAAUGAGUGCCUGGGAUUGUGGAAACUUAUUCACGGAUUGCCAAGAAACCAAAUUCAGGUCGAGAAUUAUAGGAAUUGCUGCAUUACUCAUCCUGGCAGUGGCAUGUUUCAUCUUGAUUCUGAUUAUGGAUGUGCUUACGUUCUGCAAUCCAUCAGUCUCAGCCAAUUUGUGCUUUCAAAUCGUCUACUACGCUCUUCUGCUUCUUGGACCCAUGUCUCAUCUUGCUGGGGUGUUUAUUUACACAAGAGAAACUGGACGGCAAUGGUCUUACUUUCUGGCCGUUUGGGCCAGUGUAAUGGUUGUUCAAGCAGCCUGGUUUGUGGCUAUUAGAAAGACGGCUAAAAUAAAUGCAUGGGUAUGUGGGAACCUAUUUACCAGUUGCCAGGACACACGCUAUAGGUCCGUAGCCUCAGCAGUGGCUUCUGUUCUUCUCCUGGGAACUCUGUGUCUCCUGCUUCUGAUAGUUAUGGAAUCGGUCUCACUGUGUCGGUCGACAAUUUUGCUCAACCGAGGAUUUCAGAUAUCCUAUUGUGUACUUUUGGCAAUCGGCCUUUUAUCCCUUCUCACUGGAGUGCUCGUCUACACCGGAGAGGUAGGACGUCAGUGGUCCUAUUUGAUGACGGUGUGUGCCAGUGUGUUAGCCAUUCAGGUGGCGGUCAUGGUUGGCGUUGGCGCUAUUUGCGAAAAACAGAAUUGUGGAACCCCAGACUCCAAUGAAAUAUCAGGGAAUAAUGAUGCCAGGGGAGAAGAAGAACGAAAAAUGGACGUCGAGAAAUACACUCAUUCGCAAAUCACUUUGAUUUUCACGAGAGACUCAACUGAAUCUCUCGUUUAUGAUGUUCUACAACUGAAUGUGCUGCACACAGGCCGCCUCAUAUUUCAGUUGGUACGAUAUUCGAGAUAUCGCAGUAUAUUUUCACGAAGGAAACUGCUCACAACGUUGUCGAAGAGUUUUCAGCAACAUUUUUUGGGGUUUUGCGGUAUAGGUAUUUUGUCCAUAGCCAUACCACUCUCGUUUGAACGAUCGCCCUCCUUUUCUGGCGCAGUUAUUCUGGUGAGUCCACACCAAAGGGGGCAUCGGACUCGAUAUUCGCUCUUGUUAGAGCUCAUCAGCAUAGCAUAUCCAAUGACUGUGCCGCGAUUUGAACCCCGGACAUCUAGCAUGCGAGGCGAGUGCCUAACCACCACUCCACCGAUGCAUGUCGGACGUCUGAACAGUCGAACGUGUUCACACUUGAGCAAUGUGAUUCGUGUACCCGAAUCAUCGAAGGACGAUCCGGUAACUGUCCUGGUUGUGACGAUCGACUCGCCCGCCAGUCAGGACUUCCCAGUCAAAUAG